Molecule: messenger RNA, 1242 nt
Organism: Funneliformis geosporum
Lineage: Eukaryota; Fungi; Glomeromycota; Glomeromycetes; Glomerales; Glomeraceae
Source: the annotation of a GenBank genome assembly
AUGUCAAAACGUCGCGUACCGGUCGCAAUUAACAACGCAACGGAAACAAAGUCAUCACACAAAGAUACUAUGUCAUCGAACGGUUCUAUAAAUGGAAUGAAAGUUGAAAAUGAUCCUCAUAAAGUGAUCAAGGUUGUCGCUACGGAUGGAAAAACGGCAGAGGAUUUCGAGUUAGCCUAUACAGUAACAAAAGUAAUUGGAAACGGUUCUUUCGGUGUGGUGUUUCAAGCAAAACUAGUUAAAUCUGCCGAAGAUGCUGCUAUUAAAAAAGUACUUCAGGAUAAACGGUUUAAGAAUCGGGAACUUCAAAUUAUGAGAUUGGUGUCGCAUCCAAACAUAGUGGGUUUGAAAUCCUUUUUUUAUUCUAAUGGUGAAAAGAAAGACGAGGUUUACCUUAACCUUGUACUUGAAUAUGUUCCUGAAACAGUGUACAGAGCAUCACGUUUGUAUGCUAAAAGCAAGCAAACGAUGCCUAUGCUUCAUAUAAAACUCUACAUGUAUCAACUUUUCCGGUCACUUUCCUAUAUCCAUUCUCUUGGAAUCUGUCACCGUGAUAUUAAACCACAAAAUUUGUUAUUAAAUCCAACCACAUGCGUAUUAAAAUUAUGUGACUUUGGUAGUGCAAAAAUCUUAGUAGAGGGAGAACCAAAUGUUUCAUAUAUCUGUUCGAGAUAUUAUAGGGCGCCCGAGUUGAUCUUUGGCGCAACAAACUACACAACAAACAUUGAUGUUUGGUCAACAGGUUGUGUUAUGGCUGAAUUGAUGCUUGGACAACCCUUAUUCCCUGGAGAAAGUGGUAUUGACCAGUUGGUUGAAAUUAUCAAAGUUUUGGGAACACCAACUAGGGACCAGAUUAAAACUAUGAAUCCAAAUUAUAUGGAACAUAAAUUUCCUCAAAUUAAACCGCAUCCAUUUUCAAAGGUUUUCCGAGCCAGAACACCUCCUGAAGCAAUCGAUCUUAUUUCCCGUUUAUUGGAAUACACACCACCCAAUCGACUAACAGCAAUUCAGGCAAUGUGCCACCCAUUUUUCGAUGAAUUACGAAACCCAGAAACAAGACUUCCAAAUGGGAAAGAUUUACCUAAACUCUUCAACUUUACAAAACAAGAAUUAUCCAUCCGUGAAGACUUAAAUUCCAAACUUGUGCCACCUCAUGCUGAGGAAGAACUCCUUUCUCGUGGAAUCGAUAUUCAUAAUUUCAUUCCAUUGUCACAGUCUCAAAUGCGCGCAUCUUUGGAUUGA